UUGGUUUCCUGGCUGGGUGUGUGCGUGUGUGUCCGAACGCGAUGGUGGCUUGGGAGGCGAUGCUGAUUAAUCUAGGCUUGUUUCUCCUGGGGGUGCUUUGAAAGCUUCCCAGGCCCUGUAAAUCAAUGAAUAAAUAAAUAAAUGUUCUUUCUUCUUUAUUAACCCGAUUUCUCUUUCUCGCCAGGUCCCUUCGGCUCUGGAUUUCCUUUCCCGCUUCCCUCAAACAAGAAGGGCCGACUGGGUUGCCCGAUUCCUUCUUUCCAAGGAAGAAUCUUUCCACCCCCCCACCUCAGGAAUCUUUCUUGGAGGGGCAGCUUUAUGCCCACCCAUCCCCCCCCAAAAAUAUAGAGGAUAGAAAACCUUUGAAAAGGAGCCCAUCUCCUCGCCCAGCUCAAAAUUGGACCGAUUGUCAGAUUUUUUUUAAACGCUUUCUUUCCCAAAAAUAAAAUUGGAGGGCGGGCGGGACGGGGGGGGGGGGCACCGUCCCCUUUUCCUCCUGUGCCAAACUCGCCCAUCCUUGGCAGGUAUCUGAAUUAUGCCAAUCCAGUAACAACCCCCCCCAUCCCACCCCAUUGGUUAAUCCCAAUUUGCUUUCCAAUAUUUUAUUUUAUUUUCCUUUAGGAGGUUGCAAGGCUCAGCCGAGAAAAAGGCUGGACGUUUCCUAUCGAAACCCCAAAGCGGUUUUUUGUAAGGAUUUUGCAAUUUAGGGUGCCGCCCCGCUUUGAACCGGGGGUGUGUGUGUGCGCGCACAUUUCCUUUUUUCUUCCUCCCCCCCCCCCAAUCCCAUCGGCAAGGGGAACCACAUCUUGGAAACAUGUCAAAGGGGGCGAGUUUGAUCCCUCCUCAUCUUUUUUUCGUAGAAAAACUCCGGACAAGCUGGCUGGUUCUUUGGAGUUGCUUGUGUUUGGUCCACCUGUGUGGCAUUUAAACCGUGUGGUCGGGUGGGUCCUAGUUCCUCUCUCCUGCUUCCCCCUUCUCCUCCUUGGACCUUCCCCCAGAGAAGGGUCAGGGUACCCCCGCCCCCCACCUUUCCCUUGGUGUAGGGUGAAGCCUUAAGGGACUCGCCAUGGCCGGGGCCAUCGCCUCCCGCAUGAGUUUUAGCUCUUUGAAAAGGAAGCAGCCCAAAACCUUCACUGUUCGGAUUAUUACCAUGGAUGCCGAAAUGGAAUUCAACUGCGAGGUAAAGUGGAAAGGAAAGGAUCUCUUCGACCUGGUGUGUAGGACGUUGGGACUCCGGGAAACGUGGUUCUUCGGGCUGCAGUACAUGAUUAAAGACACGAUAGCCUGGCUCAAAACUGACAAGAAGGUGCUGGACCAUGAUGUCCCAAAGGAAGAACCGGUUACUUUUCACUUCCUGGCUAAGUUUUACCCAGAGAAUGCCGAAGAAGAGCUGGUCCAGGAAAUCACCCAGCACCUAUUCUUCCUACAGGUGAAGAAACAGAUUUUGGAUGAGAAGAUCUACUGUCCUCCAGAGGCAUCUGUCCUUCUAGCAUCCUACGCCGUACAAGCUAAGUACGGAGACUACGAUCCCAGCGUUCAUAAGCGCGGCUUCUUGGCUCAAGAGGAGUUGCUUCCGAAACGGGUGAUAAAUCUCUACCAGAUGACUCCAGAAAUGUGGGAAGAAAGGAUCACAGCCUGGUAUGGCCAACAUCGAGGCAGAGCCAGGGACGAAGCGGAAAUGGAGUACUUGAAAAUCGCGCAGGAUUUAGAGAUGUACGGUGUGAAUUACUUCGCCAUCCGAAACAAGAAGGGGACAGAACUGCUUCUGGGAGUCGACGCGUUGGGCCUCCACAUAUACGAUCCAGAAAACAGGCUGACCCCCAAAAUCUCCUUUCCUUGGAACGAGAUUCGCAAUGUCUCUUACAGUGAUAAGGAGUUUACAAUAAAGCCUCUGGACAAGAAGAUUGACGUCUUCAAAUUCAACUCCUCGAAGCUGCGUGUGAAUAAGCUGAUCCUUCAGCUCUGCAUCGGCAACCACGACCUGUUCAUGAGGAGACGGAAGGCCGAUUCCCUCGAAGUCCAGCAAAUGAAAGCCCAGGCCAGAGAGGAGAAAGCCAGGAAGCAGAUGGAGCGCCAACGUUUAGCCCGAGAGAAACAGAUGAGAGAAGAGGCCGAACGCACAAGGGACGAGUUGGAGAGGAGACUUCUGCAGUUGAAAGAGGAGGCCACAAUGGCGAAUGAAGCUCUGAUGAGAUCGGAAGAAACUGCCGACUUGCUGGCGGAAAAAGCUCAGAUCACCGAAGAGGAAGCCAAGCUCCUGGCUCAGAAGGCAGCCGAGGCCGAGCAGGAGAUGCAACGGAUCAAAGCCACGGCCAUACGGACCGAGGAAGAGAAGCGCCUGAUGGAGCAGAAGGUGUUGGAGGCGGAGAUGCUGGCGCUGAAAAUGGCAGAGGAGUCGGAACGAAGGGCAAAGGAGGCCGAUCAGCUCAAGAACGACCUGCAAGAAUCCCGUGACUCUGAGAGGAGAGCCAAGCAGAAACUUCUGGAGAUCACCAGCAAGUCAUCCUACGCCCAGCCGACGAACGCAAGCACAGCCGCCUUGCCCGCUGACAUGUCAACAUUUGGCAUAAUUAGUGAAAGCCUCUCCUUUGACUUCAAGGAUAAUGACAUGAAGCGGUUGUCCAUGGAGAUCGAGAAGGAGAAAGUCGAAUAUAUGGAGAAGAGCAAACAUCUCCAGGAGCAGCUGAACGAGUUAAAGACCGAGAUCGAAGCUCUGAAACUGAAGGAGAGGGAGACGACCAUGGACAUCCUGCACAGCGAGAACCAUGACCGGGGGAAUAGCAAACACAACACCAUUAAGAAGCUCACCUUACAGAGCACCAAGUCCCGGGUGGCCUUCUUCGAAGAACUUUAGGAGAAGCCCACCCCCCCACAUCCUCUCCCCGUUGCUCCUGGGACAGCCUUUUCCUUUGGGAGGUGCAGCCAUAAACCAAGUUGCAUUGCUUCUUCCGAGCCAAGAAAUCGCAAGAGUGACUUCCCUCGACGGGCGCGGUGACUCGAGGCCUUCGGUCGCCGGAAGAGUUUCGGCGUGAAUCCUUAUAGAUCUUUAUAAUCUCCGUAGAGCCGAUAAUGACCUUUUAGCUUUCUUUCCCCACCUUUUUCUCGCUCUCUCUCUUCCUCUUCCGCGUUUUGUAUGGGUUGAUGCUCCUACUGCAGGAGUCCGGAUUCUGUAUUUUUUUUUUUUUAAUUCCUUCUCUUGGUACCUCUUCCCCCCACCCUCCGGGUCUGCGAACCUGGCUUUCUGUUCGAGACUCAACGUUCCUUUCUCGAAAUCGCCCACAACAGAGUUUGGAGUUUGUGCGCUUUUCCUGGAAAGCGCAGGUCUCUGCUUCCGCGAGCAGAAUUGUAAAGUUCUCGCAGAUUCUUAACGUGAUUCCGGUUUCUUUGAAGGGGUUUUCCUUGAUCCUGGAAGCCAAGCGCAGGAGAUCGGUUUGGGGCAGUUGGUGACAUUCACAUUUUUUUUCCUUACCGGUUCUGUGGGCGUUUAAAAGAAAAAAAAGUCUCUGACAAUCAGGUGGGAUUGUUGGAGCCUUUUAAAAGCAUUUUUUCUACAACUCAAAGAGGUUGUAGAAAAAAUGCUUUUAAAAGGCUCCAACGAUCCCAGCUGAGUUGCCUGAUCAUCAGGUUUGUUUUUUUUUACUUUUAAAAAAAUAAAAAAAAUAAAAAGUACAUCACCUCUGACGAUCACGUGGCUCAGCUGGGCAUGUGGGGGUGGGCAGGGAUUUUUGCUACCGGUUCUCCGAACCACCUGCCACCAUCACUACCGGAUCAGGCAAUCCGGUCCGAACAGGGAGCAUUUCACCCUGUGAAAUGGAGGGAGAAAAGUCUCGUCCUAUAGGGUGGGUGGGUUGAGCGGCCGGAAGGGGUGAGUAGUGACUGGGCGUUCGUGGGCGGGACCAACCACGGAUGGUUUUUACCAGUUCGGCGAACCGAUUCAAAUUGUCCCGACCAGUUUUCCCGAGCCGGUCUGAGCCGGUUGAAUUUCACCCCUGGGUUGGGGAAUUCAGGCUUGGUGUAUCUCCUCCCCCACCCGGCCCCGCCCCCAAAAGAA
Ahaetulla prasina is the source of this 4051-nucleotide messenger RNA. It is a transcript of the gene NF2, whose product is annotated as NF2, moesin-ezrin-radixin like (MERLIN) tumor suppressor. Gene Ontology annotation, molecular function: cell adhesion molecule binding; actin binding. The coding region runs from base 1067 to 2854 and encodes 595 amino acids. The transcript is spliced from 16 exons. NCBI's taxonomy places the organism in Eukaryota, Metazoa, Chordata, Lepidosauria, Squamata, Colubridae. Gene Ontology annotation, biological process: regulation of cell shape; regulation of gliogenesis; regulation of organelle assembly. The record is from RefSeq and is a predicted model, not a curated record. Gene Ontology annotation, cellular component: apical part of cell; cytoskeleton; plasma membrane.